Molecule: messenger RNA, 1169 nt
Organism: Carassius gibelio (silver crucian carp)
Lineage: Eukaryota; Metazoa; Chordata; Actinopteri; Cypriniformes; Cyprinidae
Gene: nanp
Product: N-acetylneuraminic acid phosphatase
Exons: 2
Coding region: 65-805 (246 amino acids)
Molecular function (GO): hydrolase activity
Source: RefSeq, a predicted model, not a curated record
CACCUGCCUGACGUCAGUAGCCGGAGUUCUGCGUGUCCGGAUGUGUUGUUAAUAUCGUACGUGGAUGUGGAAUAUGAUGGAAAGUCGAGGAGUUUCAUCGAUUAUAUUUGACUUGGAUAACACGCUGGUCGAUACAGCCGGCGCAGGACGAAUUGCCAUUGAGAAGGUGUGUGAGCUGCUGAACUCAAUGCAUGUACAGGAAAGCCACAUCAAAGACAUCUGUCAUCGCUUUUUGCGAAAGCUUCUCCGCGAAUCGUUCGACCCGUCAGAAGGAAAAACAAUAGAUGAUGUGAGGAUCCAUCACUGGUAUGAAGCCCUACAGGAGACGCAGGGCACCGAUCCUGAUCCGGCUCUGGCCAAUAGCUGCUACGACACAUGGAAGAACACACGAUUACAGGUGUUGACUCUUACUCCUGAGGUUCGAUCCCUCCUGGAGGAACUGCGGAAGAACUACAAACUGCUUCUGCUCACCAACGGCGAUACUCAGACGCAGUGGGAGAAGAUCGAAGCGGUGAGAUGUGAGGGCCUCUUUAGUUUGGUGGUGGUCGGAGGAGAUCAUCCUGAGCAGAAACCUGCGCUCUCAAUCUUUACUCACUGCUUCGAGUCUGCGGGAGUCCGGCCGAAGGAUUGCAUCAUGGUGGGAGAUUCUCUCAGCACAGACAUCCAGGGAGGCAUUAAUUCAAGAGUGCGGGCCACCGUGUGGAUAAACAGAGACUGUAAAUCUCUCCCACAGGGCUCUGUGACUCCAGACUACACUGUUCCUAGUGUACUGAAUCUGAACGAUGUUCUACUUGAACUGAGUUGAUGUUUACCUAAACUUGUCCUCUCUUACAGUGGCCACAUAACCAGCCAAAUGACAAUCUGAAUGUUCGACUACUAAAUAUUCUUUCUCCUAAGUGGAUGUCUAAUUUGAUCAAUAGACUAACUACAAAACAUCAUGUAACGGUGAUUAUGCAAAUGCCCUUUUUAAUUCAGUUUUAAGUUUAUUGAACAGGACAUUAGCUAUACAGCUCUGUUCAAGGAACAUUAAACUGUAUUGCAUGCCUCUUAUGUUCAUAUUAUAAAUGCAUUAUUAAAAUACCAAAUUACUGGAAUUGCUCAAGCGAAAUGUUACUAGAAAUUUUAAUAUUUGCCAAUACUUUAAAAAUCAUUUAAAUUGUGGAAUGAAU